GUUUACAGAAUCGGUUGAUAAGCUCAUUAAAUAUUGCCUAUAAUAAAACAAAUCAUAAAUUACUGUUCGGUGCAAGAAUAUAAGAUAAGAAAAUUAAUUAAAUAUUGUUUUUUUUCUUUAAAUUGACGAAAUCUGAAAAUCUGAUCACGAUGCCUGCAAGAAAAUUAUUUACGAAAGGUUACAAGAUACCUGAACCUGGUGAAGAAAUCGUUAUUUCUGGUAUUGCCGGUAGAUUUCCAGAAUCAAAAAAUGUAGAGGAGUUCAAAAACAAUUUACUAAAUAAAGUAGAUAUGGUUACGGAUGAUGAUCGCCGAUGGAAAUUAGAUCAUUUAGAUAUCCCUCAGCGUACAGGAAAGAUUAACGAUCUUAACAAAUUCGACGCGUUGUUCUUUGGCGUUCACUUUAAACAGGCCCACACGAUGGAUCCGAUGUGCAGAAUCUUAUUAGAGCACGCUUACGAAGCCAUCAUUGACGCGGGAGUUAAUCCAAAGCAGUUACGUGGAUCACGAACUGGCGUUUUCGUGGGUGCAUGUUUCUCUGAAUCUGAAAAGACUUGGUUUUAUGAAAAAUUACAGGUAAAUGGCUUUGGAAUUACCGGAUGCAGCAGAGCCAUGUUAGCGAAUAGAAUUUCCUAUUGGCUAGGAGUGACUGGACCAUCUUACACUUUAGAUUCCGCUUGCAGCUCAAGCUUAAUUGCAUUGGAACAUGCUUAUCGAUGUUUGCAAGACGAUCAAUGCGACGCCGCUCUUGUGGGCGGAUCAAACCUGUGUCUUCAUCCCUAUGUAUCGCUGCAAUUUUCUCGUCUUGGUAAUAUAAUCCCUCGUCUUCGAUCAUAUUUUUUCUGCAUAAAUCUCUAUGAUAUAAAAAAAUGA
Messenger RNA from Mycetomoellerius zeteki, 872 nucleotides. RefSeq names its product fatty acid synthase. The record is from RefSeq and is a predicted model, not a curated record. Gene Ontology annotation, biological process: fatty acid biosynthetic process. The transcript has 4 exons. The coding region runs from base 150 to 872 and encodes 240 amino acids. Lineage: Eukaryota; Metazoa; Arthropoda; Insecta; Hymenoptera; Formicidae. Gene Ontology annotation, molecular function: 3-oxoacyl-[acyl-carrier-protein] synthase activity; fatty acid synthase activity.